Messenger RNA from Tetrahymena thermophila SB210, 1503 nucleotides. RefSeq names its product eukaryotic aspartyl protease. Lineage: Eukaryota; Ciliophora; Oligohymenophorea; Hymenostomatida; Tetrahymenidae. Gene Ontology annotation, molecular function: aspartic-type endopeptidase activity. The transcript is spliced from 4 exons. The record is from RefSeq and is a predicted model, not a curated record. Gene Ontology annotation, biological process: proteolysis.
AUGAGGUUUUUAUUUGUGUUAAGCUUGGCUCUAAGCUUUUAAAUAACUUUUUAAAAUAUAUUAAAUAUUCCCCUGACAAAAUAGGAGGCCAAUAAUGAAUCAGUUAAGCAAAAUAGAAGCUUUUUACAAUCAUAUAGUGUUAAUUCUUUGGUUAACUAUGAAUUGGCACACUAUUAUGGUACUAUUCAAGUUGGGAGUUAGAAUCAAACAUUUAAGGUUAAUUUUGAUACAGGUUCAGAUACCUUAUGGAUACCUAGUAAAGAUUGUGUCUAGAGUGGUAAAUGCUAGGGAUUAAAUGUACACUAUGAUUGCUCUGCUUCAAAUGGAUGCAGUUAAACAACAAAAUAAUACUCUAUAUAAUAUGGAACAGGAGAAAUUAGUGGUUAUAUAGCAACUACUACUGUCGGUGUUUGUGGACUUUAGCAAGUUUAGUAGUCCUUCGUUUUAGUAUAACAAACCUAAGACUUCUAAAAUAGUUAAUAUGACUGUCUACUUGGUUUAGGAAUGUAUGAUUUAAUUAAUGGUAAUGGUAACUCAUUUGUUACUAAUAUGAAGAAUAACGGAAUAAUUUAACAAGAUAUGUUUAGUUUUUAUCUUGGAUUUGGCAAGAGCGAUUCUUAACUAGUUUUUGGAGGUUUUGAUCCUAAAAAAGUAGCUGACACUUCCUAAAUUUAUUUUCAUCCAGUCACGUUAAUUCAAAAAGAGUUGUAAAGAUGGUAGAUCCCAGUCAAAUAAGUUAAUUUUGAAAAAUUUAGCUAUAAUUUAAGCAUUAACAGUAAUUUUGCUCUUGUUGACUCUGGAGCAUCACUUAUUUACUUAAGCAGUGAUAUGCACAGAUAAUUUUUUACAUAUUUGAUUUAAAAUUAUAAAGUUUAUGAGAAAUCGAGUGAAUAUUAUUACACAAGUUGUAGUACCUCACUCCCCAACAUAAAUUUUAUUUUAAAUGACACUGAUGGAAUCGAAAGAUAAUAUUCUAUUCCUUCAUCUUUCUACUAUAUAGAGAUCUAAGACGAAUGUUUAAUUGGCAUUAAAAGAAUGCCAGAUAAAUUGUCAGACGUGUAAAUUAUUCUUGGUAACGUUUUCAUGAGAAGAUAUGUUACUAUAUUUACUCAUAAUAACGCUACUAUUGGUCUAACUCUAUCAGUUGCUAAUCCAGAUGAUGAUUAUAGAAAUUAUCCUCUUAAAGGAUGGUAAAUUGCUCUUAUUGUAGUAGGAGGAGUUUUAAUUAUAGGUGUUAUUUCCUACUGUUUAUACAGAAAAGUAAAAGAAAGAAGAGAAAGAAAUCGUAAUUAUCUAAAUCAAUAGCUGUUAUCAAAUUAAAAUCAGCAAUAAAUAUAUUUCUAAGGUUAAGAUGUUGCUAUAGAUGGGGAUUAUUAAAAUGAUAACAAUCAUUAAUAAGAAUAAAAUCAGUUCUAAGACUAAGGUGUUUUAAUAGAUGGCGCAAUAAAUCAUGACUAAAAUAAUAAUUAAAAUAUUGUAUAUGGACAAUCAGUUUAAGGAUGA